Theileria annulata is the source of this 1101-nucleotide messenger RNA. Its product is annotated as GTP-binding protein, putative. NCBI's taxonomy places the organism in Eukaryota, Apicomplexa, Aconoidasida, Piroplasmida, Theileriidae. The record is from RefSeq and is a predicted model, not a curated record. Gene Ontology annotation, molecular function: GTPase activity; GTP binding. The transcript has 4 exons. Bases 1 to 1101 code for a protein of 366 amino acids. Gene Ontology annotation, biological process: cytoplasmic translation. Gene Ontology annotation, cellular component: cytoplasm.
AUGUCGAUUUAUCAGAAAAUUGCUGAUAUUGAGGCUGAGAUGGCCAGGACCCAGAAGAACAAAGCCACUAACUUUCACUUGGGUUUACUUAAGGCUAAACUUUCAAAACUCAGGGCUCAACUCAUUGAAGGUGGAGGUAGUAAGGGUGGAGGUGCUGGUGAGGGGUUUGACGUUUCCAAGACCGGUGACGCUAGGGUUGGGCUGGUUGGAUUUCCCUCAGUUGGGAAAUCAACUUUGCUGAACAAGUUGACUGGUACCUUUUCUGAGGUUGCUGACUACGAAUUUACAACCCUCACCUGUGUCCCUGGUGUGAUUAAAUAUAAGGGAUCAAAGAUACAGUUACUAGAUCUUCCCGGUAUUAUAGAGGGAGCUAAGGACGGAAAGGGUAGAGGUAAACAGGUGAUAGCAGUUGCAAGAACCUGUACACUGAUUUUGGUUGUUUUAGAUGCCGCAAAGUCUAUGCAUCAUAAAAAACUACUUGAAAAGGAAAUGGAAGGUUUUGGAAUUAGACUUAACAAAUCACCUCCAAAUAUUACCUUCACAAGAAAAGAUAAAGGAGGGGUAUCAAUAACACAUACCGUACCUUUAACAAAUAUUGAUGAGGAGAUGAUAAAAUCGAUUUGUCAUGAGUAUCGCAUUAGUAACGCCUCGUUUGUAAUUCGCUGUGAUCCGACAGUUGAUGACAUAAUUGAUGUGAUUGAGGGGAACCGGAUCUACAUUCCCUGCCUCUACGUUAUGAACAAGAUUGACCAGAUUACAAUACCAGAACUUGAUAUUCUCUCUCAAGUCCCUCACUACGUUCCAAUUUCAGCACACCAUGAGUGGAAUUUGGACUCUCUUUUGGAGUCAAUUUGGAAGUAUUUGGACCUGAUAAGGAUAUACACAAAGCCAAGAGGAAAAAUUCCAGACUAUGAAGCGCCAGUCAUACUUAAGCGGAACCACUCAAGGGUCGAGGAUUUCUGCCUCAGAAUACAUAAAUCGCUCCUUACACAGUUCAAAUACGCGCUGGUUUGGGGCAAAUCAGCCAAACAUAACCCUCAAAAGGUGGGAAAGGACCACUUUCUGGCCGAUCAGGACAUUGUACAAAUUGUUAAGAAAUAG